Molecule: messenger RNA, 537 nt
Organism: Coprinopsis cinerea okayama7#130
Lineage: Eukaryota; Fungi; Basidiomycota; Agaricomycetes; Agaricales; Psathyrellaceae
Product: 1,2-dihydroxy-3-keto-5-methylthiopentene dioxygenase
Exons: 5
Coding region: 1-537 (178 amino acids)
Molecular function (GO): acireductone dioxygenase [iron(II)-requiring] activity
Source: RefSeq, a predicted model, not a curated record
AUGCGAGCCUAUUACUUCGACAAUAUCCCCGGCGAUCAACGCCUCCCGCACGACUCGGGACGCCCAGUUUCCGAAGACACCUUGAGGAAACUCAAUAUCAGCUACUGGCGAAUCGAAUUGGACGGUUAUCUACCCAAGCUCAAUGCCGUUGCUGAAGAACGCGGCUACAAGAAUCGCGACUUUAUCAAUGUUUCGAAAGCUGGUUUGGGAGAUAGCUACGAAGAAAAGUUGAAGAACUUCUUCUCCGAGCAUAUGCACGAAGACGAGGAAAUUCGAUAUGUCGUCGACGGUAGCGGUUUCUUCGACGUUCGAGAGUCCCCAUCCGACGAAUGGAUUCGUAUUGGUGUCGAGCCUGGCGAUCUCCUCGUCAUCCCUGCCGGAAUCUACCACCGAUUCACCCUGGACGAGAACAACUACAUCAAGGCUAUCCGGUUGUUCCAGGACGAACCCAAAUGGAUUCCUUACAACCGCAGCGAGGAGACUGAAGUCAAUCCUCACCGAAUCAACUACCUGCGGGAGAUCGGCGUUGGAGCUUGA